Messenger RNA from Oppia nitens, 2388 nucleotides. RefSeq names its product heat shock cognate 71 kDa protein-like. Gene Ontology annotation, biological process: protein refolding; vesicle-mediated transport; cellular response to unfolded protein. Lineage: Eukaryota; Metazoa; Arthropoda; Arachnida; Sarcoptiformes; Oppiidae. Gene Ontology annotation, cellular component: plasma membrane; nucleus; cytoplasm. Gene Ontology annotation, molecular function: heat shock protein binding; ATP hydrolysis activity; ATP-dependent protein folding chaperone. The record is from RefSeq and is a predicted model, not a curated record. Bases 253 to 2226 code for a protein of 657 amino acids. The transcript has a single exon.
AAAUUAGUAUUAAAUACUAGAAUAUAUACUACUAUUUCAAUACUAUUAGAUAUAAAGGCAUUGAUUUUUUCCACUGUUGAACACAUUGUCAGUCAAUUUAUUUUUAGUACUAAUUUAGAGUCCAUUUGAUUGAAGUGUAUAUCAAAUUCAAUUGAAUUGUUUGAUUACCCGAAAAAUAUUUAUUUCAAAAGUGAUUAUAAUAACUAACCGAUUAAUUACCCGAAAAAGACUACAAACCGCUUAUCAAAAAUAAUGGCAGCAAAAGGUACAGCAAUUGGUAUCGAUUUGGGAACCACUUACUCGUGUGUCGGUGUCUUUCAACACGGAAAAGUUGAGAUCAUUGCCAACGAUCAGGGAAACCGUACGACACCGUCGUAUGUGGCGUUUACCGAUACCGAACGUCUGAUUGGUGAUGCGGCCAAAAAUCAGGUGGCCAUGAAUCCGUCGAAUACGGUAUUCGAUGCCAAACGGUUGAUUGGCCGCCGUUUCGAUGACUCAUCGGUACAGUCCGAUAUGAAACACUGGCCGUUCGAUGUUGUCCAAGAAUCGGGAAAACCGAAGAUCAAAGUCGAAUAUAAAGGCGAAAGUAAGUUAUUCUUUCCCGAAGAGAUAUCAUCGAUGGUUUUGGUUAAGAUGAAAGAGAUUGCCGAAGCCUAUCUGGGAUCGACUAUUAACAAUGCAGUGGUCACUGUUCCCGCCUAUUUCAACGAUAGCCAACGUCAGGCUACCAAAGAUGCCGGCGUUAUUGCCGGCCUGAAUGUCUUGCGUAUUAUCAAUGAGCCGACAGCGGCGGCCAUUGCCUACGGUUUGGACAAGAAGGGUACCGGCGAACGAAAUAUAUUGAUCUUUGACUUAGGCGGCGGUACUUUCGAUGUGUCCGUAUUGACCAUCGAUGACGGUAUAUUUGAAGUCAAAUCGACUGCCGGCGACACCCAUUUGGGUGGCGAAGAUUUCGACAAUCGUAUGGUCAACCAUUUUGUUCAAGAAUUCAAACGUAAACACAAAAAAGAUUUGACAGUCAAUAAGCGUGCGUUGCGUCGGCUGAGGACAUCGUGCGAACGGGCGAAACGAACCCUAUCGUCGUCAACCCAGGCGUCCAUUGAAAUCGAUUCGCUGUUCGAAGGCGUCGACUUUUAUUCGACAAUAACCAGAGCCCGAUUCGAGGAAUUGAAUGCCGAUCUGUUCAGAGGUACACUCGAACCGGUCGAGAAAGCCCUAAGAGAUGCCAAACUAGACAAAGGACAGAUCCAAGAGGUUGUAUUGGUUGGCGGAUCCACUCGUAUUCCGAAAAUCCAGAAACUCCUACAGGAUCUGUUCAAUGGUAAAGAGUUGAACAAGAGUAUCAAUCCCGAUGAAGCCGUAGCCUAUGGUGCAGCCGUUCAGGCGGCCAUUUUGUCCGGUGAUAAAAGCGAAGCCGUUCAGGAUCUGCUGCUUCUGGAUGUUACGCCCCUGUCGUUGGGCAUUGAAACCGCUGGCGGUGUAAUGACUGCCCUAAUCAAACGUAAUACAACUAUCCCGACCCGACAAACCCAAACGUUUACCACCUAUUCGGACAAUCAGCCCGGCGUACUGAUUCAGGUGUUCGAAGGCGAACGUGCCAUGACCAAAGAUAACAAUUUGUUGGGCAAAUUUGAAUUGGCCGGCAUUCCGCCCGCACCGCGUGGUGUACCCCAGAUUGAGGUCACUUUCGAUAUCGAUGCCAACGGUAUAUUGAAUGUAUCCGCCGCUGAUAAGAGUACCGGUAAAGAAAACAAGAUUACCAUUACCAACGAUAAGGGACGACUGUCGAAGGAGGAUAUCGAGCGAAUGGUCAAAGAAGCCGAAUCCUAUAAAGACGAAGACGAAAAGGUUAAGGAAAAGAUUACGGCUCGCAAUGGUCUGGAAUCGUAUGCCUAUAAUAUCAAACAGGCCAUCGAAGAUGAAAAACUCAAGGAUAAGAUCAGUGAAGAAGACAGGACCAAAGUCUUGGACAAAGUCAAUGAUAUUAUCAAAUGGUUGGACGCAAAUACUUUGGCCGAAAAGGAAGAAUUUGAACACAAACAAAAAGAAUUGGAAGGCCUAUGCAAUCCAAUAAUGACUAAACUAUAUCAAAGCGCUGGCGGUAUGCCCGGAGGUAUGCCCGGCGGUAUGCCUGAAGGCUUUCCCGGUGCACCAGGCGCUGGUGCUGGUGGUCCGACUCCCGGUGCCGGCGCUGGUGCCGGACCGACUAUCGAGGAGGUCGACUAAACUAAAUCACGUCACCACCACCAAACACACGAUACACAAAACAAAAUUGUUAUCAAUUGAUUUGUUUAUUGUUUUUUUAUAUAUAUUACUAUUACUAUUGAUAUCUAAUUAAUAAUAUUCAUCUCCUCAUUAUAUUAAUAUUAAUAUUAUUAUUAUAUAUUU